Messenger RNA from Ipomoea triloba (trilobed morning glory), 1160 nucleotides. RefSeq lists its product as uncharacterized. The transcript is spliced from 2 exons. The record is from RefSeq and is a predicted model, not a curated record. NCBI's taxonomy places the organism in Eukaryota, Viridiplantae, Streptophyta, Magnoliopsida, Solanales, Convolvulaceae. Bases 88 to 744 code for a protein of 218 amino acids.
CAUUUUCCUCUUUUUUUGUGGAAGCCCCAAAACCCCAAACCCCCUAAACCCCUGCAAUCCCACCAUCGCUGUGGCCGACCCGCCACCAUGAAUUCCUCCUUCAACACCACUCCUAAUUUCGACAACCUCCUCCUCCAAUCCCUAAUGGGCAGGCUCCAAAUCCGCCCUUCACCGCCUCCAAACCCUGCUUUGCUCUCCGCCAAAUCCCUCGAAGACCUCCUCCUCAACAACCUCCUCUCCGACCAUAAAGACGACCCCGAUGAUGACGAAGACGACGACGACAACGACGGCGUCGAACCCUCCUACAAAUCCCAGCUCGCCAGAGAAGAAUCCAAGCUCGAGAAGGAGAUCAUCCGCACAAUCCACAGCGGCAACACCGACUCUCUCAAGCCCAAUUCCGGCCAGGCCGUGACAAUCGGCGAGCAUCACAUAUGCGUAGGGUUUCACGAGGACGAGGACUCGGAUUAUCGCGUCUGGGAGUGGCACGGCCAUAUCAUUCUGUUUGACGAUGAGAAUGGGUACAAUCCUGAGUACAUAUAUGGGAAUUAUUUUGAGAGACUCGCUGCUAAGACGGCAAUGAAGAAGAAGCAGGGUGAAGAGAAGCAGGCGGAGAAGGAAGUGGAGAAGGUCGGGAAUAUGGGAUUGAGGGAGUUGAUAGAGUCGGCGGAGUCUAAUUCUGAGGCUCGGAUUCUUAGGAGGAAUAUCAAUGCCGGCUCUCAAAAUUUUAUACCAGGUUCUAGUUGAGAAGUUUGCCAAGUGCUCAGCAAGCGUUCUUACUCUAAGCGCACAUUGAGGUUGCUCCUUUUCCCUCAGCUGCAUGGUGAAGCACCUUUUGGUUCGAAUGGCAUUUUCCAUAAUUUCUAAUUGAAUGGUACGAAGUUUAGCAGAGUAUUGGCUUGUUGUCAUGGGCAGCUGAAACUGCACUUUAUGGGUUGCAUUCUCAGCAGGGGUUCUAUACAACUUGAAGCCAAUGCUACAAACUUUCAAUAAAGGUGUUAUUUGAUACAAACAAUGUUACAUGUCAGGUGGUUUUAAUGUUUUAUGCACAUUGUCAUCUAUAUAUAAUUUUUCAUAUUUUGCUGUUUGGCACCCUAAGUGAUGUUUCUUCUGUGCUUAACAACAAAAAGUUUGAUUUGAGUACAACAAAAAGUUUGUCAGGA